Molecule: messenger RNA, 2605 nt
Organism: Strongylocentrotus purpuratus (purple sea urchin)
Lineage: Eukaryota; Metazoa; Echinodermata; Echinoidea; Camarodonta; Strongylocentrotidae
Exons: 5
Coding region: 336-944 (202 amino acids)
Biological process (GO): signal transduction
Molecular function (GO): protein binding
Source: RefSeq, a predicted model, not a curated record
AGUUCAUCGUGUAUGUUCCCAUUUAUUCACAUAGCAAAUAGUUUUGACUCAAAUCUACACUUGCAUGCCGCAAAAUCCCACUUACCGGUAUAUUCAUGCACAAUAAACUCGGUUCAUACACGUCAUAUUUAUAUCUACCACAGCGAUAUUCGAAGGUGCAGGUCAGAUAUCCGGAUCGAGAAAUCCCGUUGUAAACCAGACACGGCCACGACCCACGGGAGACAGUAUGGAUUAUUCCUCAACGUAACACUGAUAUAUUAUUGCUACUUGAAACUAUAUAAUAUCCAUGCAGAUAACAACAAAGGAAUCGUUCGAGAGCCAACAAACGAAACAAGAUGGCUGGCCCAGCAGAACAGGAUUUUGACGAGAUCUUGAACAGGGUAGCAGAAGAUGUCACCAAUGAAAGCCACAUCGGAAACCUUGGGAAAGCACUCGGAUUCCGACAAGGUCCCGUCAGCAACUACAUCAAAAGCAACUUCCGGUUCGGCAGCGUCACAAGCCAGGGUACUUUGCAAAUGCUUCGAGACUGGAAUCAACGGACCGGGAGAACCGGGCAGGGCGAGAUGCUAAGAGAGGCCCUCAUCAAAGCUAACCUGCAGACAGUGGCUGAUGACCAUUUACUGACAUUUGGCCUCUGUGCGCCGCAGACACUUCAGUCAACUCAGCCUCAACCUGACCCUAAUCUAUUCGUGACGGAAAAUCAAAUUAUGCACAUUGCUAGGAACCUGCUAAGUGACUUCUAUUCGCCUUUAGCCAAUGCCCUUGGCUUCCAAUAUGCCGAGUACGAAAAUAUAAAACGGAAGCAUCUACUAGACAUAAAGGAGUCCACGUUAGAGAUCCUACACAUAUGGAAGCAGCGAAGUGGUGGUGAACAUGUAGUCCUUGAGGGCGCACUUCGACAGGCAGAAUGUGGACGAUUAGCAUUCACAUACAAGGAAGCAUAGCACGAUCACCAAGACUGUCAAGAUAGUAACUCAAGACAGUUUGCAAACACGCUCGCAACGAUUUUCAGAAAAUAAACUGAAUCAAUUUCAUUAGCCUUGUCUAUUACCUUUUAAACAAGCGAACAUUGCGACGACGUAUGACGUAAUCCAAGCAUGAAGGGAUAUGAAAAGGUUAUAAUUGAAAUUGACUUUGAGUUGAUAUUUCGAAAGAACAGCAGUUGCGAUCGUGUUUUUAAUACGUGUACAUGUACUUAUUAUGAUGGCUUAUCCAAAUCACAUCUGGGCUCUUACUUCAGUCACACCGCCAAACUGACUCCACGCCGACUCCACACCGACUUCCCGCCGACUCCACGCCGACCCCACGCCGACUCCACGCCGACCCCACGCCGACCCCACGCCGACUCCACGCCGACUCCACACCGACUCCACUCCGACUCCACGCCGACUUCGGUUUAUAGACGCGCUGUGACUUAGGUACCAGUGAUAUGCGAUUGUUCUGUUAGGACAUUAUUGACAAUAGAUGACCCACAAGGCUAUUGAAAUUACCUGAGGUUGAUUUUUCGAAAGGCUGUGCGAUGCUGUUGCAUGAAGUUCAUAUAUUAAGGUUUUGAAAACUGAGUGGUAACUUUGGGGGCGAAUCAUCGACAUUAUCCCGAGAACUUUUCGCUGUUAAUUAAACAAAAAAACUAUUUUCAUCGCUACUAGAAGAGGUCUGAACCGACGCAUUUGCGACCGACAUGUCUUCUGUAAUGAACUUCGCACUCCACUAAUUGCCCAAGGAAAGCUCAUCAAAAUGAUACCGAAGACUUUCCGAGAGACUGUUGUGGAUGCUCAAGUGAUGGCUUGGUUGUACAUCUAAUUUGACUGAUGUAUUUAUGUAUGUUUGUUUGUUUGUUUUAUGUGUUUUGUUGUUCCACAUUCCAUUCCACAUGACAAGAUUGUCUCAUGCAUGAGGUUUGAAAAAGGAAUGCAUCAUUAAAAAACAAUGAUAAUGGCGGAUGAUAAUGUCCGUGGCCUUUAAUGAUAUUAGAAUAAUUGUCUUGUACUCUUUGCAUGUGCAAAUUGUGUUUAGUAGUUUCUGUAUGCGUACAGGGUGCGGAUGCGAUUACUCCGAUUAUAGUAUGUUUUUAUUAUGAUGGUACAUACUUAAUAGUUGUUUGGCAUCACAUGUGCCUGGGGAGGGUGGGGAGGGGCGAAAUUGAGUCCUCGGGUCCUUCCUCCCUUAUUAAACUUAGCUCCGGCAACGGUAGCGCUCAGUGCAUUCAUGGAAUACAUCCGACAAGGUAAUCAUCUACAUCUUGGUCGAGUGUGGCAAAUGUAGAUUAGUGUCUUUCGAAAGGAAGUUAGUGUUGCGGCAGGGAUUCCGACCCCGUACCCUGCGGUUCACAGUUAGGAGACUAUUUUACUAGACCACAGCAGUUCGACAUAAAUAUUUGCAGAGCCUCAGGAAUCACAGAUUCUUCUUCAAAAUACUGGGAUUUACAGUAUGCCGACGAGCACAAAAGUACAAAAUAUGAAAUUUCCUGCGAACUUGCUUAGUUAUAUUUCAAAAAAUAAUUUGUGUAUUAUUGAUGUUCCAUUGAUUUGCCAACUUGUAAGCAAAAUUAUGUUAUUGUUUGAAUAUUGAAUAAACACCUCUAAGAGGCAAAGAGAAAAAUAUA